UGAAAACCCAAACAGAAAAAGAUCAAGAUCAAAAAAAAAAAAAAAAAAAAAAUUCAAAAUUCUAUUCAAAAACCUGAAAACCCUAGUUUCUGUGCAACAAAGGAGCUUCAACAAUGGAGGAUACUUUCAGAGUCCGAGUGGAUAAGAUAUUUGGCUCCCUUACGUCUUCAUCAGCCAUUCCUUCUCGGUCUGUGAGCUCACUAUGGUGCCUCACGGACGAAGAAAUCGAGAGGAGAGAAUGGAACAGGGACAAGGAAAGCCCUGAACCUCAACCAGAUCCCGGCACGUACCCUUCGUUCCUAGAAAAUUGCGGAAAGGGGUUCGUCAGGGAUUCAAAGGAUGAUUACGAUGUUGAAGUGGAGAAGGACCUCGAGGACCUCGACGACGAUGUGGAAGACGACGACCUGCAGCAGCUUGGUGGAUCGUCGAGCAAGUCAGGGAAGCCUGACGAUUAUGGUGAGGAAGAGUGGGAGAUAAAAUCCUCAAUCGGCUUGGACUGUACUCUCGAUUACGAGGAGGAGGAAGAUGAGUAUGACAAAGUGGCAGUUGGUGAGGAGAAGCCACAAGAUGGCCUGUAUAUGACAGAAAUAAAUGACUAUGAAGUUGAUAUCGAAUCUGACAACAUGCUUCCCAAUUCAUUCCAUGAAGUUGUUAAGGACCCUCGAGCAAAUCACUUGGCAGCUAAAAUUCGGCUUAAAGAGGAUGCUGAAGCAGCUAAAAGAAUUGAUUCCUUGAGUGUCUCUGAUAAAGCUGCACCAGCCAAUAUUCAGACUGAAACAAACUCAUCUGAGAAUGGUAUCAACCCGAAAUCGAUACUGAAAAGGAAGGAUAAUCAGUUGGACUCGAAAUCACAGAAACGUGUACGGUUUGACCCUGAGUGCAAAGAUAAUAGUGGUAUGGAGUCUGACCCUGAAGGAGCCAAAGGUAUCAUAAUGGAACGCACUUCAACAGAAGUGGCCGGGGAUCAUCCUUCUGGAGUUCCACAUUAUCUGCGGAACCCCUCAAAGUAUACUCAUUAUACUUUUGAUUCAUGUUCUGACAUGGAUGAGGAAUCUAACAAGCAAGCUUAUAUGGACUUUCUGAAGCUGCUGAAGAAAGACAAUAUGGAAUCACCUCCACAAGACCCAGCUGAUCUUUCAAAAGCAGUCAAAUUUAUACCGAGAAAGAGGACUGGUGAUGCUAGAAUGGUAGAAGCUUGUACAGAAAUAGUGCCAAAGGACACUGUACAUCGAAGAGGGAUGCCAAUUAGCAUUGCAGGUGCAGACGGUGAUGUUUGUGCGAUGGAGGAAGAUGAACCAGAAAUGGCUGCUGAAGGGAGAGACAGACAGAAAACUGGCCGCCAAUAUCGAACGAAAGGCAGAUCUGAGUUGCAAGAGUGAAUUAUGUUACCCAAAUAGAGACCAUGAAAUUUCAGUUGGGUGUUGUAGAUAGCCUUUAAUUCAAAGUUGUACUUCCUAAAUUAGGUGUUAAAUCUCUCUGGACUUUCAGUUGAACCAUGUUUUCUUUAUUUGUAGAUUUUAGUAAAUACAGAGUGAUACAGUAUUUUGAAAGUAUAA
Molecule: messenger RNA, 1556 nt
Organism: Ziziphus jujuba (common jujube)
Lineage: Eukaryota; Viridiplantae; Streptophyta; Magnoliopsida; Rosales; Rhamnaceae
Exons: 2
Coding region: 114-1379 (421 amino acids)
Source: RefSeq, a predicted model, not a curated record